Exaiptasia diaphana is the source of this 1791-nucleotide messenger RNA. Its product is annotated as N-acetyltransferase 9-like protein. Lineage: Eukaryota; Metazoa; Cnidaria; Anthozoa; Actiniaria; Aiptasiidae. The record is from RefSeq and is a predicted model, not a curated record. Gene Ontology annotation, biological process: protein acetylation. The coding region runs from base 185 to 796 and encodes 203 amino acids. The transcript is spliced from 7 exons. Gene Ontology annotation, molecular function: N-acetyltransferase activity.
ACAAACACACACACAAAUCAUUGUCAAAUCAAAACAGGACAAACAGUCAAAAGAACAUCAGCAUCAAGCAAAAGAUGGGACUCCGCUGACUUAUAGCACUGUAGGCUGCAAAUGGAGGGUGACAAAUGGCGAUGUGCAUAACAUUGAAAACUACCCGCCACGCAGGCUACAUUGAAAACAAAAGAUGAAGAUCAACAGUUCAACGGUGUUGGUUGGAGAUAAGGUAGUGCUUGUACCAUAUAAAGAGCACCAUGUGACAAGGUACCAUGACUGGAUGCAGUCCUCAGAGCUGCUUGCACAGACAGCAUCUGAAAGACUGACACUUGACCAGGAGUAUGAAAUGCAAAAGAGCUGGUAUGAGGACACAAAUAAAUGUACAUUCAUUGUGCUCGAUAAAAGGAGGUGGAGGCAAUCUGCAGAUGAAAUAGAUAGCAUGGUUGGCGAUGUUAAUUUAUUUUUUAACGAUGAAAAUGAUCCACAAACAGCAGAAGUUGAAGUUAUGAUAGCAGAACCAACAUACAGAGGUCAAGGUCUUGGCAAGGAGUCUGUUCUGAUCAUGAUGCAUUAUGGUGUUUCCAAAGUUGGAGCCAGACAAUUUACAGCUAAAAUUGGCUACAACAAUAAACCAAGUUUAAUUCUUUUCAACAAACUUGGUUUUAGUCAGGUUUCUUCUAGUGACGUAUUUCAAGAAAUGACCCUGCAGCUUUAUGUUGAUGAUAAAACUCUCAAAGAAUUGAACAGUUAUUAUAUGCAAUACGUAACAGAGCAGAUAUAUCCAUACACAACUCCUGGUUAAUGUCUGGAAGUAUUAUUUGCAUUUGAUAUAGUAAGAUAAAGUAAUGUUGGUGGUCAUCAAGUUAGUGUCAUGGCACAUAACACUGUCUUCUAGUAGUCAUGCAUACAAAGGCUAUUAUAUUAUGUCAGUAAUAGUAAGGUGAUGUGCYAGCCUAUUACCUCUUCAUGAACUACUUGAAUAUAAAAAAAUAAUUUGUCAAACAAUAAAGGCUUUGUUCCAAACUUCUAAAACAAAYAAAGUAUGUAAAAUGCAUGUACACUGUAAUUCUGUCUUAAAAUUUAAAAGUUAUCUUAUCCUCCUACAAAUAUUAUUAAUUUUUCDAACAUGAUGGAUAAAGCUUUCUUAAAACAUUUGGUCCCCUUUUAUAAAUGACACUUAAAUUUCUUUUUUUUAAACCAGUUUUAAGGACUUUUAUUGGUGCACUCUAUGGACCUUUAUGGUUUUUAGACAAGGUAUUUCUUUCUGUAUCUCUGAUUCAGUGAAAGGGAAAUAAAAAAGCUAGUAUUUGCUAUUGGUGAUUUGAGAUAAUCAAAUCGUCCUUUGUUCAUGCUUACUAUGCCACUUGCUAGUUUUGACCUGAGAGAGGAGAAAUAUUUCUUAAAUUCAUGAGUGAUAUCCCUAGAUUAUGUGAUACUAUCUACAGUGACUUUCUCAGGAUGGACUUCAUUUUUAUUCUUGACCAUAUCAUUUUACGGURCUCUCGGCCUCGUGGACUACGAGCUAAUAGCCCAUUCGGCCUCGCAGACUCSGCCUCAUGGGCUAUUAGCUCGUAGUCUACUCGACCUCGAGGUCUAAUUGUUAAAUAGCCUAAACCAGUAGUUUCAAAUAAAAACAGCUGGACCCAUAUAUACACUUUUAAUAUUAUAAAUUCAAGGUUAUGAUGUAAACACUUUUUGACACAACAUGAAAACACUUUUUGACAUAACAUGCUGUACAAAAUGUAUACAAUACAAUUUAAGGCUAUGAAUUAUUUACAAUAAAAMGAAAAAAAUUCA